Molecule: messenger RNA, 2769 nt
Organism: Gymnodraco acuticeps
Lineage: Eukaryota; Metazoa; Chordata; Actinopteri; Perciformes; Bathydraconidae
Gene: fgf3
Product: fibroblast growth factor 3
Biological process (GO): fibroblast growth factor receptor signaling pathway; cell differentiation; positive regulation of protein phosphorylation
Cellular component (GO): cytoplasm
Molecular function (GO): growth factor activity; fibroblast growth factor receptor binding
Source: RefSeq, a predicted model, not a curated record
UUCACAGCAGCAGUGGAGCAGCGCCAAAGGGCAGAGAGAUUUGUAGAUGAUGGUGCUAAUUACCAGAAUGCAAACCAUAAUGCGACCAAGAUGGAAGCAAUUUAGGCAGUAGUCAUUUAGCCUGCUGCUCUUCCGCCCACCGGCUGCUGCCUAGCCAGAGCCGGGGCAUUAGGAUGGGAAAAGUCUGGGACAAGCCAUUGCUCGGCUGGAGGGUAACCAAUGAACUCACAGAGAGGCGCUCUGUGGAGCUAGGAGGAACUCUGUGACAGGCCAUUCAUUUGUCUUUCCUUCUUAAUCGAACUUCAACAGAAAUGACUUUAAGCAUUAGAGGGAAAUGCUUACAGGUCAGGAGGAGGAAGGAGCAUCGUAACACUGAAGGACAAAGGAGGCUGUGAACUGUUAACUGCUGAGAGGAGAGCUUGGGUUAGAUUCUUAAGUCAACCAGCAGUGGAAGUGUGUCUCACCUCUGAAGAACGUUCAGAACCAAGGAGCUCUUAUUCAAGGCAAAUCAGAAAUAUUAGAGACAUUGGCUGGAGACAGGAGAGGCCUCAGAUUCUCCGGUCUGAAUUAAAAAAAGAAACAAUUCAGUUGAAAAAGUUGUAAUGUGACUAGAUAAUAAUAUAUAUAUAAAUAUAUAUAUAAAUAUAUAGGUUAUUUUAAAUGUUUGAGUUGGUUAAUAAUUGAUCAGGACACCCAGGAACACGCAUUGCUCAGCUGUGGCAGCUCGGGAUCAUUUGGGAUGUGUAAGUGCUCUUUCAGGAGAUUUCAGAAGAGGAGUUCAGAGAGAGCUGGUCCGCACUCAGUCACUGUGUAAUUGUAUCCACGCCGCAGUCUCUCACUUCACACAGGGCUGAUACCUUUUGCCUCCCCCUUUCCUUUGUAUCAAUUGGUCGGAGUUCAGCCUAUUGUCGCCACAAGCUUCUUUUAUAUCUGCGCUCAGUCUGCGCUCCGGCUCUCAGUCAGACCCGCAGGAGGUUCCAUCAGCAGAGGACUGGAGGGCGGUGCUGUCAGCGGUGUGUCUCGGGCUUGGAUGUGCGCAAGGCUGGAGCUCUGGAGCGUUGGGGCCCCGACACUUUAAUGGGACCCCGAGAGCCGGAUUGGAGUUCUACAUUUUCCCCCCACAAUCGUCGCUCCCCGGCCAUGCCACGAUGCUGAUGAUUUAUCUGCUAGUGUUGCUGAGCCUGUUGGAUCCCGUUACUCCCCGGGCCCGCUGCGCCCCGGGCCAGGCGUGCGACCCCCGGCCGCGGAGGGACGCCGGGGGUCGCGGAGGAGUGUACGAACACCUCGGAGGAGCCCCGAGGCGCAGAAAGCUCUACUGCGCGACCAAAUAUCAUUUACAGAUCAAUGCCAACGGGAAGAUAGACGGAUCACUGGAGGAAAACAACCCGUUGAGCAUCAUGGAAAUCACAGCAGUGGAUGUGGGAGUCGUGGCCAUAAAGGGCCUGUUCUCUGGCAGAUAUCUGGCCAUGAAUGAUAAAGGGCGGCUGUAUGCCUCGGAAGUGUUCAACCAAGAGUGUGAGUUUGUGGAGCGGAUCCAUGAGUUGGGGUACAACACCUACGCCUCCCGCCACCACUCCACGGAGCAGCCUCUGGCCCCGGGGGGCAGCCGGCGGCGGGCCAGCGCCAAGCGGCAGUGGUACGUCUCCAUCAACGGCAAGGGCCGGCCCGGAGAGGCUUCAAAGACCCGGAGCACGGACAAGGCCUCGCUCUUCCUGCCUCGGGUGCUAGGCAACAAGGACCAUGAGAUGGUAAGGCGUUUGAGGGACAGUCAGAGCGCACAGCAUCACACGCAUCACAACGGGCGCCGAGGGGAACGCCGGAGACGCAGACACCGGGCCAGGAAGGGCCGGGGCCGAGGGCCAGAGGACUGAGGGGCUGACUCAGCAACAUGGACCCUGAUGAGCAAAGACUGUCGCAGAGGAGGGGACGCGUUGGGAUCCUGCCUGGAUGAACAGAUCUGUUGAUGCACAGAGACAAUGACAUCAUAGAAGAAGGAUAGAUAGUGUUGGGGCACACACUGAAAAGACUGAAACCGUGACUUUCAUUAAACAUGUCAACAGAAUACACAUAACUGAAUUAGGUUAGUUGAAAGUAAUUAUAUUAAGUUGAACCUAAUGUUUUUUAUUUAAACUUUCUAUGAAUGCUUUCAUCUAAUCUAAUGCAAUAAUGGGACAUUUGUUGACAUUAUACAUUUAAUGCAUUCGUUUUUUCACUGCACAUAUAUCAAAUCUUCUAAUCUCCUGUUCCCUGACAGCGCUACUGUCAGCCUGUAAACACGUGUUUAUGUAGUUGAAACAUUGUUACUUAUAAAAGAUUUGAUUACACCAUCACACGGAGAGAAGUCCUUAUAGAAGGGGUUCUAUUGUAAAUACAGUAUGCACUAUGCAUGUACAGUGACUUAUAGCUUUUCAUUUGUCAAAAGCUGUGAUGACAAAACACGGUAUAUUAAACAAUAUUUUGCUCAAUUUGAAGUGCAACAGAUUGACGGAUAUUUAAGAGAGGACUUUAAUCAGCAAAGCACUUUUGAAUCAGAUCCACAUUAAGAAGCGGAGUAACCAGUCUGCUGUAUUUUUUUUGUAACAAUGUGAUAGUCUACUGUCCGUAAAAGGAGAGAUGUACUUUGUAUAUUUUUACUAUGAUAUGAGUAUUUAUUUGGUGCCUGUGUUGUAAGUUAUUGAUAAUACUAUUAGUCUGCAUUUCAUCCAAUGUCGCUGUUUGUUCAUAGUUUCACCCCCCACCUGUUCCAACAUAAAACACAAUGGUACUGAC